AUGCUUCAGCCACCAAACCUCAGGAUCUUCAUUAAGGACCAGGACACUCCCAUAGUCAAAGCUAACAACCGGAACAUCACCUACACCUUGCUCUGCUCCCUCCUGCUCUCCUUCCUUUGUGUUUUCUUAUUCAUUGGCCGACCUGGAAAAGUGACCUGUCUCCUUUGUCAAACUGCUUUUGGCAUCAUUUUCUCAUUGGCUGUUUUGUGUGUGCUGGCCAAAACCAUCAUUGUGGUUCUGUCUUUCAUGGCCACCAAACCAGGAUCUAGAAUGAGGAAAUGGUUGGGGAGACAACUAGCCAACUCCAUUGUUCUUUGCUGCUCUCUUAUCCAAUCUCUCAUCUGUGCUGUGUGGUUGUCAACCUCUCCCCCAUUCCCACAUUUUGAUAUGCAUUCAAUGAGUGAAGAAAUUGUAUUGGAAUGUAAUGAAGGUUCAGAUAUUAUGUUUUCCUGUGUCCUUGGCUUUCUGGGUUUCUUGGCCAUUGUCAGCUUCACAGUGGCUUUCCUAGCCAGAAAGUUACCUGACAGUUUCAAUGAAGCCAAAUUCAUCACCUUCAGUAUGUUGAUGUUUUGCAGUGUUUGGAUGUCCUUUGUUCCGACUUACCUGAGUACCAAGGGGAAAUAUAUGGUGGCUGUGGAGAUCUUCUCCAUCUUAUCCUCCAGUGCUGGAUUACUGAUAUGUAUCUUUCCCCCAAAAUGCUAUAUCAUUGUGGUGAGGCCUGAACUGAAUAGCAGGGGAGAGCUAAUGAGAAGAAAGAAUCAGGGAAUCUAA
Molecule: messenger RNA, 771 nt
Organism: Hemicordylus capensis (graceful crag lizard)
Lineage: Eukaryota; Metazoa; Chordata; Lepidosauria; Squamata; Cordylidae
Product: vomeronasal type-2 receptor 26-like
Exons: 2
Coding region: 1-771 (256 amino acids)
Biological process (GO): G protein-coupled receptor signaling pathway
Cellular component (GO): membrane
Molecular function (GO): G protein-coupled receptor activity
Source: RefSeq, a predicted model, not a curated record